Messenger RNA from Paramecium pentaurelia, 1436 nucleotides. NCBI's taxonomy places the organism in Eukaryota, Ciliophora, Oligohymenophorea, Peniculida, Parameciidae. The record is from the annotation of a GenBank genome assembly.
AUGUAAUAAUAAUCAAUAUCAGAUUUCGAUAAUCUUGAACAAGAACAUUAGUUGAUUGAUUAAGUUAAUUAAAAGUCAAAAUCAGCAAAGUUUAAAUAAUAUAAAUAAGGAUAAUAUUAUGGAGAUAUUCAAAACAAUGUUAGACAUGGAUAUGGUAUAUUAUUUAACUAAUUAUUAUAUUUUUAGGACUAAUGACAUAUCAAGUUAGAUAUUAUAUUGGAUUUUGGAAGAAUGAUAAAAAGCAAGGUUUUGGCAAAGAAGUAUUGGAUAAAGGAGAUUCAUAUGAAGGUUAGUUUGAUGAAGGGAAACCUCAUGGUGAAGGUACACUGGAAACUGAGAAUGGAAUAUAUUCAGGUUAAUGGGUUUAGGGAAUAAAAUAAGGGUAUGGGAAAUGGAGAGGGAAAAAUAAUGAAAUUUAUGCAGGAGAAUGGAAAUUCAAUAAGGCAAAUGGGUAUGGAAGAUAUGAUUAUUAAGAUGGAGGAUGGUAUGAAGGUGAGUUCAAGAAUUAUCUUAAGUAUGGAAAAGGCAAAGAAAGCUAUGCGAAUGGAGAUUUUUAUGAUGGUGAUUUUAUUAAUGAUAAACCUGAUGGAUUUGGUGUAUAUAGAUGGUCUGAUGGUUCAUCUUAUCAUGGAACAUUUUUUAGUGGAGUCAGACAUGGUAAAGGCUAUUGGCUAAAGAAUGAAGAUUCUUAAAAUUAUGAGAGUUAUGAUGGACAAUAUGUUAAUGAUUUAAAAUCAGGAUAUGGUGUUUAUAGAUGGUCAAGUGGUAAUGUAUAUGAAGGUGAAUUCUUUAAUGAUCAUAGACAUGGAUUAGGUGAAAUGAGAUGGGCAGAUGGUUCAUUUUAUAAAGGUUAAUUUCAUAAUGGUUAAAUGUGUGGAGAGGGAGAAUUGAAGAGAAACAAUAAACCAAUUAUAUAUGGAUACUUUGACAAUAACAAACUAGUUAAAGAAUAAAAUUAGAAGUCAAUUCCUAUAACUAUUAAUUAGAGUUAAAAUAAUAGUUUUGAUGGUAAAAGAAAUUACUAUUCUCUGUAAUAAUCCUUUAAUCAAAACUAAAAUGGUUAACGGCAUCAGAAAUCUCAUUUUAAGUCUGAAUGUAUUGAACCCAUCUCUAAAUAAACUAAAAGAAAUUGUAAUACUUCAUUGGAUGACAAUCAAAUCUAAUAACAUUAAAAUAAAUUUAAAAUUUCUAUUGAUUUUGAUGAUCAUUAAGGAUUUUCUACUUAAUAAAAGUUCAAAACUAUAAGUACAACAAAUCGUCCUUUUUAAACUCAACAAGAGGGUUUAUUAUAAGUGACUAAUAGAGCAUAAUCAACAAAAAAAGUUAUAAUUGAAAGUGUUAAAUUUAAGAGAAGCUAAAAUUCUUUUCGACUAUAAUCAUUAAACUAAUCUACAAGAUAAACUUAAAAUUCUCUUCCAAAAUAAUCAAUAAAUUGA